GAUAACUGGUACGUGACACUGUCUAUGGAUACACAGGCCCUGAAUCGCGCAGCCAUAGAGACGCCAACCAUUCAGAAUUCAUCGACGCCCUUACGCUGCUUCACCUUCUACUACUUCAUGAACGGGGCCAACGUAGGCGACCUCUCAGUCAUCCCGAGACACGGUGUGGAUUUGGGGGCACCCGUGUGGACCCAAGGAAGACCCCAAGGAGAUAUGUGGAUUGAAGGGCACGUUGAUAUUGCUUCGGACUCGCCUUUCUCUAUUGUCCUCGAAGCAGAGAAAGGCAUGAACGAGGAAGGAAUCAUCGCCCUCGACGAGCUGCUCCUCCACGAGGCCCCCUGCAGCGUCGUCGGACCCACGGACGCCCCGGACACGAGAAUGAUAUGUGAUUUCGAAGAGGAUCUGUGUGGGUUCAAGUUGGAGGACGAACAUGGCAAGUGGAUAUGGACGUACCCAAACAGCCCUGACAACGAUUUCCCUCACCCGUCCAGGGAUCAUACUUAUUACACAGGAUAUGGGCACUACCUCGCCGCGCCCUUGGAAGACGACCGCGAGGGCGUGGUGGGGCGCGUGGUGAGUCCCGAAUACAGCCAGGAGAGACACGAAAAGCAGUGCCUCGUCUUCUGGUACAUCCACAACGGGAACACAGACAGGGACGUGCUCGAAGUCUAUGUAAAACACGGACUUACCGUCUUCCCUCGGGCUGCGUGGAGAGAGAAUGCGAACCACAUGUACACGUGGAUGAGGGCCAACAUCGCCAUCCCUUCCGGCCGGAGCCACUUCAGCGUGAUAUGGAGAGCCGUGCAGAGGAAGAGGGACAACAAGGGCGUGUUUGCGCUCGACGACGUGGAGAUCCUGGAGAAGGAGUGUCCGAACAUAGGUACCUGCACCUUCCAGUGGGGGACGUGUGGAUGGCAGAACCUUAACCAGACAGAGAAUGUGACAGACGAAACGGACUGGAUUCAGAGCUCGGGAGACGACGGUCUUAACGGGAUUUCGCCUCCGGAUGACCACACCGGAGAUACGAAAGGGAAGUUCCUCUACGUGGAUGGCAAGAACGGCACAACGGGAACAGCAGUGUUAGAGAGUCAGCUGUUGACGCCAGAACAACACAGUGAUUUCUGCUUCUCUUUCUGGUUCUUCAUCGAUGGAGUGCCAGCAGACGAGAUCAGCAUCAGCUCUGUGGUAUCCGAUGGCACCGAAAAAGUCCUUUGGUUCUAUGACGGUGCUAGCCAGGGGUGGACUAAGGGCGAAGUGAGGGUCAACGCUGCAAUAUUCAUCUUCGACGAACUACCUUACCAGCUGUACAUCCGCGGCCGAAGAACCACGACAGCUUCCAUCCUCGCCAUGGACGAUUUCUCCUUCAAGAGGGAGUUUGAGUGCCAAACGCUCCCCUCUCUUUCACCACCCACAACUCCGGCCACGCCUACGCUCUGGGCAUGUACCUUUACCCACGAAGACUACUGUGGGAUGACACUCACUGGGGCUGGCCUGUGGGACUUCAACGAGGACAACUCGGCUUUGAAUCACGGUGCAGGUAGGACUCCGCCGGUUUAGC
This is a messenger RNA of Penaeus vannamei (Pacific white shrimp), 1558 nucleotides long. NCBI's taxonomy places the organism in Eukaryota, Metazoa, Arthropoda, Malacostraca, Decapoda, Penaeidae. The record is from RefSeq and is a predicted model, not a curated record.